AUGAGGCAAAGUUCAAAUUUGGCCAAAGUCAUAAUUUGUUCUGCACUGGGAGCUUGCCUUACGUCAGCUGUAAAGGCUCGCACAAGACAAAGGCAGGAAGAAAAUGCAAUUAUUGAAUCCCUACAAAAUUCAGUUGAAAGUUUGCAAAAUGAAAAUCACUUGUUACGAACUGCUCUGAGUGGAGAGUAUGCCAAAAAUUCACGGUAUGCUGACUCCUUUAAGGAGUUGUUGGAAAAAGAAACUCCUCAGAUAAAUCCCAUAUAUUCUCAAGCAGAAUUACAUUUGGUAAAAAAUUGUGAAAAUUGUUGCUCACAAAUGAGACUUUUGAUUAAAACGGAAUAUAAUUAUCUCAAUGAUGAAGAUCUUGAUCUACACAUAACCACUGAAGAAAUCCCGUGCGCUGCUACUGAAUUGGCUAAGUUGAAAAAGGAGUACAAGCAUCUCCCUCACAAGUCGGAGGCAGAAUACAUGUUCCGAGUGUCUCUCACUGGAGGUGAUCAAAUUCAAUUAACAGAACAAGAUGCAGGUGGUUAUUUGGGACAUGUUGUUUUCUUAACAAGAGGAGAUAAAAGCAGCCCAUGGUCCCUAACCCAGUGAGCUGCAUAUUGGGCAGGGGGACUUAACACCCUGGAAAAGGGAGAUCCUGUAGCUUUGACUGGCUCCCCAGACCAAAUUCUAGAAAAUAUUUAUAAGGCAGCUUGUUUGCAACUGAUUCACGAAAGAAAAAUAAUUGCUGGUUAAGAAUCACCAAUGUUGUUAGGUGUGGAAGCUAAAAUUAUGACCCCUUUAAUUUGUGGUGUUCCAGAAUCACUGAAACCUACAGCAAUUCUCCAAACAGCCAUAGAUGAUAUCCUUGUGGAAGGAGAUGAAAAAGAAUAA
Messenger RNA from Pseudopodoces humilis (Tibetan ground-tit), 879 nucleotides. NCBI's taxonomy places the organism in Eukaryota, Metazoa, Chordata, Aves, Passeriformes, Paridae. The record is from RefSeq and is a predicted model, not a curated record.